Messenger RNA from Mytilus californianus (California mussel), 1776 nucleotides. Its product is annotated as isatin hydrolase-like. The transcript has 2 exons. Gene Ontology annotation, molecular function: arylformamidase activity. Bases 71 to 931 code for a protein of 286 amino acids. Lineage: Eukaryota; Metazoa; Mollusca; Bivalvia; Mytilida; Mytilidae. The record is from RefSeq and is a predicted model, not a curated record.
CUUGUGUCAGUAUAAAAGUGAGUGAUAAAUAACCUGUCGUUAACAUUUAGGCCGUCUAAACAGAUAUAGGAUGGGUAGAAUUUUAAUGCUUACAUUAGUUACAUAUGUUGCAGUAUGUGUUUCUUGUUUGGAGUAUCAAGUUGUUGAUUUGACUCAUAACCACGGAAAGGAUUCAAUAUACUGGCCAACUCAUUCCGGCUAUGAACGAUAUAUAGAUCAAAGGGGGAUUUUCGAAGGAACUAAUAUUUGGGUAGCAUCUAAUACUAUAAAGACAACUGAACAUUUAGGAACACAUUUGGAUGCCCCACAACAUUUCAAUGAAUUUUCCUGGACAACACACCAAAUACCUAUUGAAAACCUGGUUGGUCCUGGGGUGAUCGUUAAUGUCAAAUCCAAAGUAGUAUCGAGUGCAGAUUAUACCGUAACGAAAGCUGAUCUUGAGGAAUGGGAGGAUCAAUAUGGCAAAAUUCCUGAUGGAGCUAUAGUCCUUAUGAAUUCUGGAUGGCACGACAGGUAUCCAGACAAAACAAGAGUAUUCAACACACAAAAUCCGAAUGAUACAACCUCAUUUCAUUUUCCAUCCUGGGGAAAAGAUGCAGUUUCAUGGCUUCUUGCACAUCGUUCAAUUCAUGUUCUUGGGGUAGAUGUUCCGUCUUUAGAUUAUGGUCAAUCAAAGGAUUUUCCAGUACAUAUCUUGAUUAGCCAAGAAAACAUUCCAGGAUUAGAAAAUGUCGGUUAUCUUGACAAAAUUCCUGAAAGCGGGACCAUUAUAUCUUGUGCUGUUAUGAAAAUUGUCGACGGAAGUGGAAGCCCUGCCAGAGUUUUUGCACUGAUACCCAAAAAUUCGGACACAAAUGAUGCUAGGAAAUAUAACUGUUCACUGUUUUUACUCCUAUGUAGUUUAGUAAGCUUCAAAAUGUUAAACGAAUAAUUUUUAAAAGGUGGUUUAGGUAAAUAAAAUAUGCUAAGCGUACAUUAUGUAGGUUAAGCUUGUAUAUAUAUGAGAGUAAACAAGAACGAUAAACAAGAAUAAUGUUAUAGCAACAUAAAACAAAACACGUCGUAUUUGUAUUUUUAAUAAAAUUAAUUACAAAACAAUUUACGAAAAGCAAAUAUGACAGACAUGAACCAACGACAACACCUGAACAAAUAUUCUAUAUCCUUUAUUCCGUAGGGAACAAAUUCUUUAAUAAUUUUUUUCAGUGGAAAUAAUAUUUCAGAAUAUUUCUUCCAUGUUGUACUUAUGUUAUUGCAUUUCCCAGUUUCUGCAAAUUGCACAGAACAAUCACAAAAUAAAUUUCAGCACUCAAUUUGCUUUAUAAUCUGGAUGCAUUUAUUUUAUCUAUUUUGUUUUCUGUAUGCAUUAAAUUAUUUUUAACCGCCUCGGUGGUCUCGUCGUAGUGUGUUCGACUCGAGUGCGGGAGGUCGUGGGUUCGAUCCCCGGCCGGGUCAAACCAAUGACUUCAAAAUUGGUAUUUGCUGCUUCUUUUUUGCUAAGCACGUGGCAUUUAGGAGUAAGAGAAAAGACUGGUCGGCUCGGAGUCAGAAUAAUGUGUCCGGGUAAGGUGACAUCUCUUCCUGCGGACUGUUACCUUGUGAACUAGCACGUUAAAAACCCGGCUCAGCGUGUCGGUGUAGUACAAAGCAGGGUUAAUUAAUAUGCAUAUUACAUUAACAUGUUCUCGUCCUUAAUAUACAUAUUAAUUUGCCGCUGGACGUUAAACAGUUCAUCAUCAUCAUCAUCAUCAUCAUCAUCAUCAUCAUCAUCAUCAUCAU